Molecule: messenger RNA, 4597 nt
Organism: Ciona intestinalis (vase tunicate)
Lineage: Eukaryota; Metazoa; Chordata; Ascidiacea; Phlebobranchia; Cionidae
Source: RefSeq, a predicted model, not a curated record
CCAUGUAUAACAAUGCUGCAUUUAUGAACAAUGCUGAGAGACUUUGCCUUGCUUGAAUAAACUGAGUUUUAAACCUGGACAUGUUAUGGAGUCGGACUGUGGGUUAACGUGUUAUCUCUCGACGCCCACACGUUAGCCCACAGUCCGAUAUAUUAAAUAUCUGUGCUCGGAGCACACUCAACCGCUACAGCUACUACCAGCAGCGUGUAAUCGCAGAUCAGGAACUUUAACCCAGCAUGGAAUACCCGAAGCCAACAAGCAAUGAACCACAGCUUCACGUAAAAAAACGCUUCUGGAUUGUUGCUUUCGGAUACAAACCCAGCGUCCCAAACAUGAAAAAAUGAAACUUGCUUAAGAUUAAGUUGAUAAUGAUCGGGGUUGGUUAUACUAAAGCUUCGAUUGUAGAUUACGUAAGCUAUGCUAUAACCGGUCUCCUACUAUGCCGCGUAUUUACAAUAAAGAAGAUAUAAAGGACAACCCGCACGAACGUCAUUGGACCGUUUUACAGUCAGGCUUUUGUUACAAAUUUAACAGGAACCAUGUAUAGUUGGGUCGUUAUUGUUAGGCUGUGUGUUCAACUGUGACAUUUAUAAGGUGAUCAUGGAUGAAAUAAGCUGUAAAAGUGAUGAGAAGAAACCAGUUAUAAAACGCCCGUGUGGAGGGGGAUCUGAAAGUACUACCCGUAUUACUAUAAGAAACUCAAUCUUAAAAGACUCUGCGGUGUGCUCACAAGGUGUAACUAUAGGAUCACACGAAACAAUGCCAAGCUCCAAACGAAGCAAAAAAACACCAAAGUCAUUCACUAACAUAGAGAAGCCCACCAAUGAAUUUAUUCAAACUGAAACAUACAAGAAACUUGAAGCUGCUUCGAGCAAGGAGAGCAUUAUGCUGCUUCAUGUCCAUGGCUACCCAGGCACGGGAAAAAGUGAAGCUGUACGAGUUCUUGCACAAAAGUUUCCAGGCAAAAAUGUAAAGGGUAAUGUUGUAUUCAAAUAUCAUAUAGAGUGUUCAAAUAAGGACACCAUUAAAAAACAAUUUAAAGAAAUAAUUGAGGCAAUGAAAAAGCACUCCUACUUUGAGGAUACAGGGCUCUGUACAGUUGCUGAGAAGGAAUUGGAAAAAAACAAAUCUCAGGCUUUUGUUGGCCUGAUAACUGACCUUGGUGUUGCUGUUGAUAUCCUGAUUAUCAUUGAAGAUCCACCAUCAGAGGAGUUCAAGCUGUUGGGGGAUUUUAUGAGGGCUGUCAACAGUUUGGAUAAACGGUCAACGUUAUUUCAUGUUUACAUAACAUCCAGGAAAAAUGCGGUUGGCUUGAGCCACAUUGAACUGAAUAUAUUAAAGCAGAAUGUAUAUCACUCGUAUCAACUAGAUGGGUUUACUAAAGCAGAAGGAAAGUUGUUUCUUGAACAAUAUGUAACAGACACUUGCGAGGAAGAACAGGAGGCUAUGGGACAAUUAGUUCAAAUAGUCAGUGGGUCUCCCCUUGGUCUACUAUCAAUAAGGGCUCAUUGUAGUACAAGCAGACUUACCUACCAAGAACAUUUAGAACGCGUUAACCACUCUAUGACACAAACAAUUGCUUUCGAUGGAGAGACAAGGCAUUUGAAGGAAGAGUAUGGUCCUCAUGUCAGUCAUCUUUUUGAAUCUGUUAUAACUCUUCUGCGGCCUUCAUCUGAUAAAGAUGUGAUUCGCGCAAAUAUCUGGAAGACUAUAAAAGUUUUGUGUUUUUUUCACCACAAUUCUAUCCCUAAGUACGUGAUAGGAAGAAUAGCAGGGAUUAAGAGAGAGACAGAACUGGAGCCCAGAAGUUCUUUCAUUGAAAAUAAAGCAGAUUCUGGUGAAGUAAUGACUGUAUUGGAAGAUUAUGGAAUAUGCAGGAUUGGCAACCAUGGGGAUUAUACAACAUCUACAAUACAUUUCCACGAGGUAAUCUUUAGAGUCGUAAUAACGGCGUUAAAGAUUGACAACAAUGAAGAAUACAAAGGGAAUUUAAGACAAGCCAUCUUUGUUUUAUCCGGGGUGGUUAACAAAGACAUGAGAAAGUCAGAGGAUAAUAUUAGAAUGAACAAACUUUCUCUUCACAUAGAUGCAGUUUUAGGUCACUCUGAAACACAAUAUUCCUUGGAAGAUUUAGUUUCUGUAGUUACACAGGACUUCCCCAUGUGGAUGUGUCUUUGUCACUUAAUGGAAGUCAUUGGUAUUAUCAAAAGUCUGGGGGUUUUGUCCCUAAAAAAAGAAGCAGAACAAUCUUUAAAAAGUGCAACAAAAAUCGUUUUAAAAAUUAUUUCUGCAUUGACAUCAACUGAUAUUGAUUCGGAUGUUUUACAAUAUUCUGCUGAUGCUUACCCAGAUGAAGUUGCUACAAAACUUGUGUCUAAAACAGUGGAAGCUGGGUGUUUACUUAGCUCACGAUUUCGAAAAGAUUUAUUGGAUGAGUUUAUGGCAUUGGUGCUGCAGAUGAAACAAUCUGAGCUUGAGUUUCUUCGCAAGAAUUCUAGUGAAGGAUCAGUGAUUACAAAAGUUAUGGAGGUUUACAAGAAUCAUCUACAAAUAGAUUUGGUCUUAAUGGCAAAGUUGCGCAAUACUGAAAGCUUUCUUGAUGUGGAAACUCACUGUAAAGUGUUUUUUGCAGAACGCCUUGCUUCAAUACUCCAUACAUGGGGAAGGGUUAUCUUGUAUUAUAAUGACACCAUUGGUGUUGAACUCAGGAAGAAACACGAAUGGUAUUCCAGGUUGGCAAACUGUAUAGCAAAGGAAUGCUUUAAACUGACUGGUGUAAAGUUACUGUUUGAGCAUCUUUCAUCUGUUAGCAUCGCUCCAAUUAUGCUCAAAGGCCUGGGGGGUUUCGCAGACGAAGAGAGAAAAAAUGUGUUGGUCAAAGUUAGAAGUAUCCUGCAAGAGCUGUUAGCAGAUGAAGAAUCUUGUAUGGUGAAACAGCAGUGGUGUUAUGAACAUGGCCACAUCAAGGAAACAACAGGCACAGUAUAUAACAAGAUGAUACUUCUGCGGUUUUUAGUGAGAGUCAACUGCAAGUUAACAGCUUUGAAAACUUUUGAUGGUGGGUUUCGGUUUGCUUCAGAUGCCGACAAGGCUGCUACUGAUUUGAGUAAGAUCUCACUUGAAAACAAAACUUGGAUCAUGGCCCCAAAGUGUUUGGUGUACUGUGGCAAGUAUAUGGCAUCGAAGGGUGACUUUGUUGCAGCUGUGAAGUUGUUUUCCCAGGCUCUUGAUAUAGGAAUUGACCAGUCAAACAACUUAUACGCAUGGGCAUGUUACAACUAUGCAAGAGCUGUAGUAGCUGGCAGAGUUACCGAACACUUUAGUGCAGCAUUAUCAAAAUGUAGUGAUGUGGUAGAGAAACAAGAUGACACAGACUCUGAGCUGAUUGAAAAAAUUCGACCACAGCUUCGAAUAUUAAAAGAUAAUAUUGAUUAAUACGGAUUGUUAUAUUUAUGCUAAAAAUUUCGUUAAAAGUAAGUUUGCAACAAAAGUCCAAAUUACAGUUGUACUUGUUUUACUAAACAUGUAAAUAUGCACUUACUUAUUUUGACGAUUCUCACCUUAGUUAUGUUGCAACCUUGUUACAAGAUAUCAUGUUACAUAUUAGUACAAUCAAACAUUUACCCAUUGCCUAGUAGCAACUAUUCUCACUCUUGGAUGCUUUCCACAUACUUCUGUAAAUAUUUCAGUGAUUUUUUUGCACCUAAUGAAGAAUGUUUUAUGGUAUUUUAACUGAUCUUUCAGCAUCAAUAUCUAUUUAGAAAACAUUGUAAAAAACAAGCAUUACAAUAUAGCAUUUGGAUUAAUUUUGUUUUUAAUAUUUUGUUCCCCCAAAAAGCUACAAACACACAACUACAUUCUCUGCACAACUCAACGACAUUUUAAUACUUGGCCAUAACAUUGUCAAGCAACCUUUGCCCAAGUUUCCUGAAUAUAUAAGUAUGAUGUUAAACAAGUUGAUACGUUUAAUUCCUAACUUCUCCAAUGACUUGUUGCAACUAUACAUCGCAAGUCCCUUGGUAUGCCAUGCUAUAAAACCAUACACAUUACAAGUGAUGGGAAUCAAUUAAAGAACGAUCAGCAGCAGAAUAUUCUGGGAUUGGAAACAACGAAUUGUGGGGGGUUACACGUUGCAACCACCACGUGAACAUAAUUUGCUUUGAAUCGCCACACUGUUAGAUGCAUGAUUUUAUUUCAUUUCAAACUUGCUGUAACUCUUGGUUUAGGUAAAACUGACAACGCAGAAACAGCACAAAUUAUAAACAAUUAAGGCAAAAAGAAAAAGUAAAAUAAAAGUUGUUUAAGCCAUUGUAUCCCCCAUGUUUGGUACCAACUCCACUUUAUCUGACGAGCCGACCUUGUAAGUUGGAUUGUUAUAGCCUGCCCUCAUACUCGCAAGGCCUGUAUCAUCACUAGAGGUCGUACCAGAGUAAUCCUGCGAUUGAGGUUUGGGAUAAAUUACAGAGGGUUCGACAGCAACCACAAAUAAUUUGACACUUUUACUCAAGUAGUUUUUACCCAUAGCGCGUUUUUAUUGAUUGUCAUUUUGCCGCUAAUUAUCUUCUCUGUUUUAAAUAAUUUGAUUUUCGCUAUCGUA